Diabrotica virgifera virgifera (western corn rootworm) is the source of this 12354-nucleotide messenger RNA. RefSeq names its product dynein axonemal heavy chain 7 (gene Dhc36C). The record is from RefSeq and is a predicted model, not a curated record. Bases 314 to 12259 code for a protein of 3981 amino acids. NCBI's taxonomy places the organism in Eukaryota, Metazoa, Arthropoda, Insecta, Coleoptera, Chrysomelidae. The transcript has 62 exons. Gene Ontology annotation, molecular function: ATP binding; dynein light intermediate chain binding; minus-end-directed microtubule motor activity. Gene Ontology annotation, biological process: microtubule-based movement. Gene Ontology annotation, cellular component: dynein complex.
AAUUAAAUACAAAGCCAAUAUUAGAGUAGUCCCAUGAUGAACAUAGGAGGAAAUCGUAUUUGAAAAUUGAUAAUUGUCACUGACAAUAUGUAAUCUGUUGUUACGUCCUACCAAAAUACGAAAAUUUUUGAGGGAACUCAUGUCAAGUAAGGAGAAUGAUUGAUUUUCCCUCUGCUUACCCCGUUUCCAUGGAAAAUACAUAUUUAGAGGGUUGUGCAUUGUGCAACUGAAGUCUGAAUCUAUUUGAAGAAGUUUGUGAAUGAUAAUAAUUUCCUGAAGAAAUGGGUCUUUAGAAUACCAUACAAGUGCAGGUAUGGCGUCCAGAGACGUAGAAAGAGAUCGUUUGAUCAAACGCAUUACGGAGAAGAGAGCAAAAUUGGAAGCUCGUGGUGAUCUUAAUAUAAAAAUUCCACGACUAUCACUGCCAUCAGAUUUUAACAUACAUGACCGAUCACUAUUUUCUCUGCCUCCAGAACUACUUAAGCCAAUCUUGGCUUCUGCACAUCCCAAAUACAAAAAGCAGUUUGCUGCAGAAAAGAAAAAAGCGGCAGAACAACAGUCUAGAAUCAAAUCUUACACUCUGUUACGAAAACAAAGGGAAGAAUACAGAAACAGAUUAGUAAGGUUAAUAGUUGGAACGGAUGCCGAAAGGACAAUGUCCACGGAUGAUGAAUUGCCAAAUGCAGAAGACAGGGAAAUGUUACGAUACUAUUACUAUAUUAAACAUGGUGUAGAUACGGUACAUGUUGCACCCUUAGAUGAAAAAGUAUUAGUAAGGGUUUUGGCAUUAGUGCCGAAGAGGUUGUGGAAAUGGGAGAAAACGUUGGAAACAUCUAUCCAAGAGGUUAAAGAUGAAUUUAUGCUGGCCGUAAAAAAAGCCAUUGUAGAUUUCGUCCUUCAAGAUCCAGCAUUCGUCAAAGCCAUUGGCGAAGACAUGACUCCAGCCAGAGUAGAACUGAAAAGUAUAGGUAAUAGCUUUAGGCCUGCUUUCAAUAAAGCUCAAUUGAGAAUCAGCAGGAAUUUGCAUUGCAUUAAUCCGUGUUUAGCAGCCGUAUUGGACAUUUGGGAAAAGGAGUUUAAAGAUCUUCGUCUUCUAGAUAUCGAAGCCCUAAAGAACCACCAAGGUGCUUUCGAGUUAAGCGAAUUCAAAUUUGUAACAAACAAACACAUCGAAACAUGCAAAGAUAACCUGUUUUCCAAAUACUAUUACGCUGUCACGGAUAUUUUUCUUCAAGGCAGUAAGAAGAACAGGUUACCAGAUCCAGGAAAGAAGAAGAAAAUGGAGUCGUUUUAUAACGCGGUCGCCAGUAUCAUGACUUAUCAGCUACAGACUUUGUGUUUCAAUUCGUUGGCUGAUUAUAUGAAGUACAUUUUAGACGUCAGGUAUGCCAAUAAAGGGUUUCAAAUAAAACUUCAGCAAAGAGGUAACAGCUUGAUGUUUGAGCCGUCAUUUAAAAGCUUUCGUGACACAUUAGUAGCACUCAUUGAUAUAAUGAUCGACGCUGUUGGUGAUGUUCCAAGACUGGAGACUAAAUUGUACUUGGAUUGGGCAGAAGAAGAGAGAUACUUAAAGCCCAUAUUUCCAGAAGAACUUGCCUUGCAGUACAAAGCUCAAAUUAGAUAUAUGCUAGAUGAACAACGAAUAGGACCCGAACUAAGAGUUCAAGACUUUGAUGAGUUUCUACCCUUAAUUAAUGGAAAAGAUGAGGAGUUUAUAAAUGAAUUUUUAUCACAAAAACACACAUUUGAUGAGCUAGCCAAUGAGAUCCUUAAGUAUAAGGCAAUUGUUGAUAAAAUUCCUUUGGCAAACGAACACUAUGUUCGUAUCGAAAUGUACGACAUGAACCGAAACGACUUGAUCAAAGCCUUGGAAGCUUCUGCUCAAAAUUUCAAAGACAUGUUGCUACAAAAAUGCAUUAAAGAUUUACAGGUACUGUGUAAAAGCAUUGGUGACGAAUACCAAACCAUAUCCGACAAAGCAUUAGCAAUUCCUGAUGAUACUCAUGAAUUGAUAGCUACAAUUCGCUAUGUUGCUGAUGUACAAGCUAUCACCAUGUUAGACCUGGAGGAUAAGUUAAGAGAUGUUAUGAAUUAUAUUCUACUUUUGACCGACUACGUCAUAUUCACCCCUGUAGAAAUGAAAUUGAACAAUAACGCUUUUCAAUGGUACUUAUACAUGUCCAAAGUCUUAGAAGACCAUCGGCAAAUGGUGGAACAGAAAAUGGAAGAGUUUCAACAACUUCUCGCACAGAAAAUCAAGAAGUUUAAUGAAGAUCUGGAAAUGUAUGCAAAAAUGGUGGACGAAUUACAGCAUAACGGUAACAUUGAAGAUCUUCCGAAGUACCAUAAAAAAGCUACAAAGCUUGACGAAAGACUCAUCACUGCUAUGGAAAAAAUCGAUAGCUUCAACGAAGAAGAAGCAGCGUUUGGGUUCGAGCUUUCCCAGUAUCCCUUGAGGAAACAAAUACACGACAAAUUAAGUCCCUAUAAAAAGUUAUACGAUAACUCUGUAGAAUUUCUAAACAAAUACGAUUUAUGGAUGAAGUCCAGAGUUGGCAGUUUUGAUCCAGAUGAAAUUGAGACUGAUGUUGGUACUUAUUAUCGAAACGUUUAUAAGUUAGAAAAGGUCUUUUCGGAGAAACCAGCUACCCUAGAAUUGGCUACUACUGUCAGGGAGCAAAUAGAAGAAUUUAAGGAGCAUAUGCCGAUCAUCCAAACCUUAGGCAAUCCAGGAAUGAAGGAACGUCAUUGGGAAAAAGUGUCCGAAAUUGUGGGAUUCCCCAUAACAGUAGACGAAAACCUAACACUGGAAAAAAUUAUCGAUUACGGAUUGGAUGACUAUUAUGAGAAGUUUGAAGCCAUAUCUGAGGCAGCUACGAAGGAAAAUAACUUGGAGAAGAAUUUGUCCAAGAUGCUGCAUGAAUGGGAGGAGAUUGAGUUUAGUGUCUUGAUGUAUAAAGACACAGGAACAUAUAUCAUCUCAGCCGUGGAUGACAUUCAAGUACUUUUAGAUGACCACAUUGUCAAAACACAGACUAUGAAAAAUUCACCAUACAUCAAACCAUUUGAAAAGGAAACAUUAGCUUGGGAACAAAAGUUGCAACUGUUACAAGAAAUCAUGGAUGAAUGGUUGAAGGUUCAGUCCACUUGGAUGUACUUGGAGCCCAUAUUCUCCUCACCAGAUAUCCAACAACAGAUGCCAGAGGAAGGAAGAAGAUUCAGCGCUGUUGAUAAGAUCUGGAGAGACCUUAUGAAGACAGUAUUCAGCGACCCCAGGGUAUUAGCUGUUGCUGAGAUAGACAAGAUGGCUGAAAGACUGAAAAAAUGCAACAAUCUCUUGGAUUUGAUUCAAAAAGGUCUUAAUGAUUAUUUAGAGAAAAAGAGAUUGUUCUUUCCCAGAUUUUUCUUCUUGUCCAAUGAUGAGCUGCUAGAAAUUUUGUCUGAGACGAAAGAUCCUACAAGGGUCCAGCCACAUCUAAAGAAGUGUUUCGAGGGCAUAGCAAAACUGACAUUUACCGAAGAGCUUGAUGUGACUCAUAUGAAAUCAAGCGAAGAUGAGAUAGUACCACUGGUAGAUGUUAUUCAAACAGCUCUUGCAAGAGGACAAGUAGAAAAAUGGCUUGUCGAGCUUGAAGCUGACAUGAAAAAGUCUGUUCAUAAUAUGGUUAAAUCGUCUAUAAUUGACUACCCUCAAAGGCCCAGAGAGCAGUGGGUGCUGAAGUGGCCAGGGCAGUGUAUUCAAAGCGUGGGUUGUACUUUUUGGACCACGGAGGUCACAGUGGCUAUUGAGCGUGGAACUAGCGCCUUACAGGAAUAUUUGGCGAAAUGUAAUCAUCAGAUCGCCAAAAUUGUCGACUUGGUGCGAGGGAAACUUAAUGCUCAGAACAGGAUUACUUUGGGAGCUCUAGUUGUUUUGGACGUCCAUGCUAGAGAUGUGCUUUCCGGCUUAAUUACAGAUAGCGUGAAAAACACUCACGACUUCAAAUGGUUGUGUCAACUGAGGUAUUAUUGGGAGAACGACCAGAUGAUAACUUCUAUGAUUAACUGUACCCUAAAGUACGGAUAUGAGUACUUAGGAAAUACAACAAGACUUGUAGUCACACCACUGACUGAUAGGUGCUACAGAACAUUGUUUGGAGCUUUACAUUUACAUUUAGGUGGAGCUCCAGAAGGCCCAGCUGGUACGGGAAAAACGGAAACAACAAAAGAUUUGGCAAAGGCAGUAGCCAAACAAUGCGUUGUUUUCAAUUGCUCAGAUGGCUUGGACUAUAUAGCUUUGGGAAAAUUCUUUAAGGGCUUGGCAUCUUGUGGAGCUUGGUCUUGCUUUGACGAAUUCAACAGAAUUGAUCUAGAAGUACUUUCUGUAGUAGCACAGCAGAUAUUAACUAUACAGCGAGGAAUCAAUUCUGGAUGUGAGAAACUUCUCUUCGAAGGUACAGAACUCAUUCUUGAUCCCACUUGUGCUGUUUUCAUUACGAUGAAUCCAGGUUAUGCUGGAAGGUCAGAACUACCCGAUAAUUUGAAGGCUCUUUUCAGAUCUGUUGCUAUGAUGGUUCCAGACUAUGCACUUAUUUCGGAGAUAGAACUGUAUGCUUCUGGGUUCCUGACUGCUAAGCCUCUUUCGAUAAAGAUAGUGGCCACCUACAGACUUUGCUCAGAGCAGUUAAGCUCCCAACAUCAUUAUGAUUAUGGUAUGCGAGCUGUGAAAUCAGUUUUAAGAGCAGCUGGUGCCUUAAAACUAAGGUAUCCAAAAGAAAAAGAAGAUAUUCUGGUACUUCGUUCUAUCAUUGACAUAAAUUUGGCAAAGUUUUUGGAACAGGAUGUGCCAUUAUUUGAGGGUAUCACUUCAGACUUGUUUCCCGGAGUGGUUUUACCAGAACCAGACUACAUUAUCCUAAACAAGGCCGUUCGAGAUACCUGUGAAACAAGAAAUAUUCAGUGUGUGCCGUGUUUCCUGCAAAAAGUCCAACAACUGUACGAGAUGAUUAUUGUUAGACAUGGAUUGAUGAUCGUUGGUUUGCCCUUCGCAGGAAAAACAACUUCCUACAGGGUGUUGGCCGAUGCACUUGCUUUGGUUGAGGAAAGGGGUGGUAUGGAUGAACAUAAAGCAAUAUACGUUGUAAUGAAUCCCAAAUCAAUUACGAUGGGUCAGCUGUAUGGCCAGUUUGAUCCAGUAUCCCACGAAUGGUCUGAUGGUGUUCUGGCUGUCAGUUUUCGACAAUUUGCGAUGUCUACGACAGAUGAUAGGAAGUGGCUUAUUUUUGACGGACCUGUAGAUGCAGUAUGGAUAGAAAAUAUGAAUACUGUGUUAGACGACAACAAAAAGUUGUGCCUGAUGUCUGGGGAAAUCAUCCAGCUAGCCAAUACGACAAAUCUAAUCUAUGAACCAAUGGAUUUAGACGUAGCGUCCCCUGCAACAGUUUCUAGAUGUGGUAUGAUUUAUAUGGAACCAUCGUCUCUAGGUUGGGAACCUCUUCUGAUAUCGUGGCUCAAUACUUUGCCUCCGUUCUUAAAUACCGAUUUCUACAAAACGAUGAUACAGAAUUUGUUUAUGAGAUUUUGUAAACCACUUAUAUGGUUGGUUAAAAAAGGAGGCCUGAAGGAAAUUACCAAAUGUCAAGAAACCAACCUUCUCCAAGCUGUAAUGUACUACUUCGACACCUUCAUGGAUGACUUUUACGACGAAAAAUACCGAGAGCAAGUCUCAGAUCUAGACGUCAGAGCACAAAUAGAAGGCUCAUUCUUCUUCUCGUGCAUUUGGGGGCUAGGUGGAACCUUAGAUAUACAAAGUAGGCCAAGAUUCAACUUUUUAUUUAGAGCACUGUUGGAGAAAGAGUUUAAUCAACAAGUGAGCAAGACUAUUAAAUAUCCGCAUGAGAUCAAUAAGCCUGAAAAACCGUAUAUAUUUUCUCUGCCAGCAGGGGAGACCUGUUUUGAUUAUAGGUUUAUAAAGGAGGGUAAAGGCAAAUGGAAGCUUUGGUCGGACGAGCUGAUGUCUGCCCCGCCUAUCCCUCGGGACAUUCCCGUAAAUCAAAUUAUUGUGACAACGGUUGAGACUAUCAGAAAUAUGGCUUUGAUGCAGUUGUUGGUUCAGCACAACAAAGCGAUGAUGAUCAUCGGCCCGACGGGCACUGGGAAAUCAGUUUACAUCACAGACUUUCUUCUGAAGAGAAAUUCGAAAACUUACAUUCCACUAUUUAUAAACUUUUCUGCCCAAACUACCGCCAACCAAACACAGAGUAUAAUCAUGUCUAAAUUGGACAAAAGAAGAAAAGGCGUGUUUGGUCCACCAGUAUUGAAAAAAUGUGUAAUAUUUGUUGACGAUGUAAACAUGCCAACCAAAGAAAUAUAUGGAGCCCAACCACCCAUAGAAUUGUUGAGGCAAUGGUUCGACCACGAGAUCUGGUACGAUCUCAAAGAUAUUGUACCAAUGAGACUAAUUGAUAUACAGUUUAUGUGUGCCAUGUGUCCCCCUACUGGUGGUGGGAAUGUGAUAACCCCUAGAUUUUCUAGACACUUCGUCCAUCUUUGUAUCGAUGAGUUUCAGGAUUCUGUUCUAAUCAACAUUUUCAGCAAGAUAAUGCUUUGGCAUUUGGAUACCAGGGGAUUCUCCAAAGACUUCGAUCCAUGUAUAGAACAAAUAGUGAAUGCGACUUUGGAGAUUUUCAAGCAGGCUCGACUGAACCUGCUUCCAACACCCGCAAAAUCACACUAUCUUUUCAAUUUAAGAGAUUUCUCCAGAGUAAUACAGGGUGUACUUUUGUCAGUACCAGAAGCUAUGGAGGAUCUAUUAGCCAUAAAACGUUUAUGGGUGCAUGAGGUCCUCAGAGUAUAUUACGACAGACUGGUAGACAAUGGUGAUAGAGCAUGGAUUUUUCUAGCUUUAAGAAAAGUGUGUACGAAUUAUUUGGAAGAAGAUUUGGACGAUUUGUUCAUCAGACUGAAAAGGCCUAAUGUUCCGGUUGGUGAAAUGGAGCUACGCAAUCUCAUGUACUGCGAUUUCGCAAAUCCAAAAGCAGAUCAAAGACAUUACAUGGAAGUUUUAGAUCUAGAACAACUGACAUCUAUAGUGGACGGAUAUCUGAAUGAAUUUAAUAAUAUGACCAAAAAGCCUAUGAAUCUGGUGUUGUUCAGAUUCGCUAUUGAGCACUUAUCAAAAAUAUGUAGGAUCCUGAAAUCACCCAGAAGCCACGGCUUAUGCGUUGGCGUAGGCGGAUCAGGAAGACAAUCUUUGACGCGCUUAGCGGCUCAUAUUGCUGAGUACGAUUUGUUCCAAGUCGAAAUUACUAGACAAUAUGGCAUCAAUGAAUGGCGUGAGGAUGUGAAGGCUAUUCUGAGAAGAACGAGUUCCACAGAUCUACACUGUGUUUUCCUAUUUUCUGACACACAAAUCAAAGAAGAAUCCUUCCUGGAAGACGUCAGCAACUUGAUGAACUCCGGUGAAGUACCCAACAUCUUCACAUCCGAAGAGAAAGUGGAACUGUGCGAAAAAAUGCGGCAACUCGACAGACAGCGGGACAAGUCUAUGCAGACGGACGGAAGCCCACCAGCCCUGUUCAACUUCUUUGUUCAAAUUGUGAGGGAACAGCUCCAUUUGAUACUUACGAUGAGUCCGAUUGGGGAAAGCUUUAGGACAAGGGUUAGGAAGUUUCCGGCAUUAGUGAACUGCUGCACUAUCGACUGGUUUCAGUCUUGGCCCAAAGAUGCUCUUCUAGCGGUAGCAACGAGAUUUCUAGGAGAGAUAGAACUGACAGAUAUAGAGAGAAAGGUAUGUAUCGACAUGUGCCAAAUCUUCCACAUGUCCACUCAAAAUUUGUCCAACGAAUACAUGCUCAGACUAAAUCGGCACAACUACGUUACGCCCACUUCCUACCUCGAGAUGAUCAGCACGUUCAAGACUUUCCUCACUAAACAGAGAACGGAAGUUCUACAAGGAAAACACCGCUACGAAGUAGGCUUAGAAAAACUAGAAGCAGCCGGUGCCGAAGUAGCAGUAAUGCAAGCAGCCCUCGAAGCCUUACAACCUCAGUUAGUCGUAGCCCAACACAACGUAGAAGAAACGAUGAAAACAGUUGAAGCCGAGUCGCACGAAGCUGCGGUGGUCGAGCAUCACAUUCAAGAGGACGAAGCUGUGGCCAACGAGCAGGCCAAAGAGUCUCAAGCUAUUAAAGACGAUUGUGAUGCAAAUUUGGCUGAGGCAAUGCCGAUAUUGAAUGCAGCGUUGGCAGCUUUGAACACUCUAACGCCGGCUGAUAUUAGUGUUGUUAAAACGAUGAAGAAUCCUCCGAAAGGGAUUAAGUUGGUGAUGGAAGCUGUUUGUAUAUUAAAGGACGUGAAGCCCCAAAGAGUUCCAGCCCCCAGCGGCAUCGGACAAGUCGACGACUACUGGGGACCUUCGUUAAAAGUUUUGAGCGACAUCAAAUUUCUCGAAAGCCUCAUUUUGUAUGACAAAGAUAACAUUCCUCAAAGAAUAAUGGACAAACUUCGCCAUCAAAUAUUGAACGACGAAAAUUUCGAUCCUGACAAGAUUAAGACCGCUUCGACUGCAGCAGAAGGUUUGUGCAAAUGGGUCAUAGCGAUCUCGAAAUACGAUAAAGUGGCCAAAGUCGUAGCGCCCAAGAAAGCUGCAUUAGCGAUUGCAGAAGGACAUUUGGCAAAAGCAAUGGCUGAUUUGGAACUGAAAAGGGCGCAACUGCGAGAAGCUAAGGAACGAGUAGCAAAACUGGAGGCCCAACUGGAGAUUGAGAAGAAAAAGUUUCAGACUUUAACAGACGAAGUAAACCUUUGUACACUCAAGCUCCAAAGAGCAGAAGAACUCAUUGGUGGCUUAGGUGGUGAGAAGGACCGAUGGAAGCAGAUUGCUAAAGAUUUGGGCGAAAAGUAUUACAUCCUUACAGGCAAUAUUCUCAUAGCAGCAGGAGUGGUUGCUUAUUUGGGACCUUUUACAAUGCAGUUUAGGCAAAAACAGAUAGAAAGUUGGACAUCAACUCUAAAUGGCUUUGGUGUAGUAUGCUCUAGCGAUUUUCAGCUGACUGCAGUCUUGGGAGAACCAGUGAUGAUAAGAGCGUGGAAUAUUUUUGGCUUGCCCACAGAUAUGUUUAGCGUGGACAAUGGAAUUAUUAUUUCUAAUGCCAGAAGAUACCCUUUAAUGAUAGAUCCUCAAGGACAGGCUAAUAAAUGGAUAAAAAACAUGGAAAAGUCCAAAAAUUUAGCAAUCAUCAGACUUAACCAGGCUGACUAUGUUAGAAUAUUGGAGAACGCUAUUCAGUUUGGACAGCCGGUGCUUCUGGAAAACAUUGGUGAAGAGAUGGAUCCAGUUCUGGAACCGGUUCUAGCCCAGCAAAUAUUCAAACAGGGAGGUGCGUUAUGCAUCAAACUGGGUGACUCCGUCGUUGAAUACAGCAAAGACUUUAAGUUAUACAUCACGACCAAGCUGAGAAAUCCUCAUUAUCUACCAGAAGUAGCUGUGAAAGUCACUUUGGUUAAUUUUAUGAUCACCAAUGUAGGUCUGGAGGAUCAACUGCUUGGAAUUACUGUUGCUAAAGAACGGCCUGACUUGGAAUCUGAAAAGAAUGCGUUAAUUAUACAGGGAGCCGAAAAUAAAAAAUCGUUAAAGGAGAUAGAAGACAAAAUCCUGCUGGUAUUGAGUACUUCUCAGGGUAACAUUUUAGAAGACGAAACAGCAGUACAAAUCUUGAGUUCGUCCAAAACUCUGGCUAAUGAUAUCGCAGCCAAGCAAGCAGUAGCAGAAGUCACCGAAAGGCAGAUAGAUAAAGCUAGAUUGGAGUACACACCAAUAGCAGCACAUGCGACAAUUUUAUUCUUCUCGAUAGCUGAUUUAGCAAACAUUGACCCUAUGUAUCAAUAUUCCUUGGUUUGGUUCAUAAAUCUAUUUAAGUCAGCAAUCGACAACACUGAAAGGGUUGAAGAUGUCGGUCAACGAUUGAAAGACUUGGAAAAGUACUUCACAUAUUCGUUAUACGUUAAUAUUUGCCGUAGUCUUUUUGAAAAGGACAAGUUGUUAUUUUCUCUUCUUCUGUGUGUUAAUUUAAUGAAGACGCGUGGGGAAAUCAACACUGCAGAAUGGAUGUUUCUUCUAACCGGUGGUGUAGGUUUAGAAAAUCCCAAUAAAAAUCCCACUGAUUGGUUAGUCUCGAAGUCAUGGGAUGAGUUGUGUAGAUUGAAUGAUCUACCAGCCUUCAAAGGCAUUAUGCACCACUUUAUGGCCAACAGCAGAGACUGGAAAAGAAUUUUCGACUCCGGUGAACCCCAGGACAUGGAAUUACCUAGUCCCUGGCAUUCCAAACUUAACGAUUUACAAAGACUGAUCGUAUUACGGUGUAUCCGGUACGACAAAAUGGUACCUGGUGUUCAAAACUUCGUUACACUACAUCUUGGAAAAAGGUACAUAGAGCCUCCGCCGUUUGAUUUGAUUUCUUCAUUUGGAGACUCCCAUUGUUGUAUACCUUUGAUUUUCAUUCUAACGCCAGGUGCAGAUCCUACAGCUGUCUUGUUAAAAUUUGCUGAUGAUCAAGGAUUUGGGGCGGCUAGAUUGUUCGCUCUUUCUCUUGGACAAGGUCAAGGACCAAUAGCUAUUAAACUAAUUGAUGAAGGGGUUAAAAAUGGCACUUGGGUGGUACUGCAAAAUUGUCAUUUAGCAAAGAGCUUCAUGCCGACCUUAGAAAGGAUUUGUGAAAACUUGACUCCGGAUGCCACGCAUCCUGACUUUAGAUUAUGGCUGACGUCAUAUCCUGCUGAUCAUUUUCCUGUGCUGGUGUUGCAAAAUGGGGUCAAAAUGACCAAUGAACCACCAAAAGGUUUGAAGAACAACAUAAUCAGGUCUUACAUGAGCGAUCCAAUUUCUGAUGUAGAAUGGUUUGAAAGUUGCAAGCAAACUGCAGUUUUUAAGAAGCUUUUGUACGCUCUCUGCUUUUUCCAUGCAACCGUCCAAGAGAGAAGAAAGUUUGGUCCGUUGGGUUGGAACAUUCCAUACGAGUUCAACGAAACUGAUCUGAGGAUCAGUGUGAUGCAGUUACACAUGUUUUUACACGAAUAUGAAGAUAUACAGUACGAUGCUCUACUUUAUCUAACAGGGGAGUGCAACUAUGGAGGAAGGGUAACGGAUGACUGGGACCGAAGAACUUUAAGCACCAUACUUCAAAAGUUUUACUCCAAGGAAGUUGUGCAGAAUGAAAAUUAUCCUUUGGAUCCUACAGGUAAAUAUUACGUACCCGAGAAAUCAGAAUAUGACCAUUUUCUCGACUACACCCGAAACCUCCCCCUUAUCACUCAUCCCGAAGUGUUUGGUAUGCACGAAAACGCCGACAUCAUGAAAGACCAACACGAAACUGAUUUGCUCUUUAACAACACACUUCUUACUCAGGACGCCAUGUCAACCAGUGGUUCAGCAAAAUCCCCAGACGAAGUCAUAAUGGAAGUAUCUUCAGAUAUCUUGGGAAGGCUUCCAGAAAACUUCGACAGGGACGCCGCUAUGGAGAAGUACCCAACGUCGUACUCCCAGAGUAUGAAUACGGUCUUGGUACAGGAAAUGACGCGAUUCAAUCGCCUUCUUAGUAAAAUUAGGGAUAGUUUGAAGAAUGUACAGAAAGCUACAAAAGGUUUAAUUGUUAUGUCUGUCGAUUUGGAAGAAGUGGUUACCAGCAUACUGACAGGAAGGAUUCCUCAAAUGUGGGCAAAUGUGUCAUAUCCUUCCAUGAAACCCCUGGGUAGCUACGUCGCUGAUUUUUUGGCUAGAUUACAAUUUUUACAGAACUGGUAUGAUAAUAAAGCACCAACCACCUUCUGGAUUUCGGGAUUUUUCUUCACUCAAGCUUUCUUAACGGGCGCCCAACAAAACUACGCCAGAAAGUACACCAUUCCCAUUGAUUUACUGGCUUUUGACUACGAGGUGCUGCGACAACAUCAUUUUGAUACGCCUCCAGUAGAUGGCGUAUACAUUUACGGACUUUUCCUAGAUGGCGCUCGUUGGAAUGAAGACAUAAUGGAAUUGGAUGAGUCUUUUCCGAAAGUUUUAUAUGAUGCAGUUCCCUACAUGUGGUUGAAACCUUUGAAAAGGGAAGACCUGAAGGAGAGAAAAACCUAUACAUGCCCAGUAUACAAAACAGCCGAAAGAAGAGGUAUUUUGUCCACCACGGGGCAUUCGACGAAUUUCGUCAUAGCUAUGUUCCUUCCGUCAUCUCAACCUUCCUCACACUGGAUAAUGCGUGGCGUUGCCAUGUUGUGCCAGUUGUCCCAGUAGUAUAGGAUUUUAUUUAUAAUAAUUAUACAACAUUUAUGAUUUUAUUUAUAUUUUACUUUAUAUAUACAAUUUUUAAAUAAAUGCGAAGAAUUGUA